Messenger RNA from Trametes versicolor FP-101664 SS1, 825 nucleotides. RefSeq lists its product as uncharacterized. Bases 1 to 825 code for a protein of 274 amino acids. The record is from RefSeq and is a predicted model, not a curated record. The transcript is spliced from 4 exons. Lineage: Eukaryota; Fungi; Basidiomycota; Agaricomycetes; Polyporales; Polyporaceae.
AUGAACUUUGGUUCGUUUACUUUCGAAUACCCUGUGGAGCGCUCGUCUCUCGGGCCCACCCUUCCGAGCAGUACCUGGACGGGUACCUCCGAAGGCCCCUCGCGGACGUCUCUGGAUUAUGACUACAUGAGAAAAUUCGCCGAUCAUGAGAGGCAGCUGCAAGACAUUACCAACCAGUGGACGUUGUCGAUUCCAUGGCAUGGCUCCAUUGGGGUCAAGACCGCAGAUAUCCUGGGUGUGGCGCCCAGCACGCCGUCCUACGACGACGAUCUUCAAGAAGAUCUUCCCCGCAAGAAGCGCGCGAAGGGGAAGGCUAUCGCAGCGAACGAGAACACGGAGGCCUCGUUUGAGCCCAUCCGGCAUCCCCCAGCCGUCGCUCCCCCCGCGCCUACUCCGGCACAGAGGCCACCCUCGCCCGUCAAGGCAUGCGCCAAGCGGCCGCGAGCAGCUUCCAGCAAGCCCACAACUGUCAAGACGUUCGCUAUCCACCUAGGCGAGCUCGAUGUUGAAGACCCGCACAACGUGCGGUGCCAUUGGGACGGCUGCCACCAGGUCAUCCCGCGGGUGCUGUGGCAAGGUCAUAUGAAUGAAUAUGUACAUCAUUUGACGCGCCAGGGUGUCAAGAACGGCGGGUGGUGGAAAUGCAAAUGGCCGGGGUGCGAAAUACGCGAGAACACGCACGCGUUGAUGGAGGCACACUUGCGGAAGAGCCAUUUCGUGAAAGACCUCCCUUUCUGCGACAUGUGCGAUGAAUUUUUCGAUGGACGGGACGAGCUCAAGGAGCAUCAAGCUGAGGAGCAUGCCGAUGUUCUGGCGUAUCGUUAA